AGCUGCGGGCUCCGAGGCCAGAGAGAAAAGACUGCGAGGUGGCCGCAGCUGUGGCCGGAGAGCACAAAGAAUGAACCAGCAGUGGAAGAGAAAAUACUGUAAGCUGGCUGACUGCUGGUGAAGAAAAUGCUUUAUUUUUGUGGCAGGCAUCUGUGGGAUCUGUAAUAGAAAUAUUUCCAAGUCUCCUCAAAAGGAAAAGUCUCUAUAAGAAAAACUGAAGACACAGGAGUUUGCUCAAAGAAUGCUGAAAUAGAUCUCCAGAUAUUGGAGUAAUUCAAGAUUCUGUGGUUGGCCCUUUUGACUGCUCUCUCUACAGGUUUAAUUUGGGCAUUUACUCAUUUUCAUGGCUCCAAGGACCAUGUAUGUGUUGGUGAGUCACCAGACUUUUUUCAGCUCAGAUUUAUUCUUGGAGUAUCAAACUAGUAAAUUCAGCUGUCAUCUACCUAUCUCCACCUGGAGACCUUAAUAAAGUCAUUAUGUCUGAGACAGAACUCUCCUCAAAUUCUGAAUUUUGGUGAAUGUGUCACCAUCCAUCAGUAAUCAAAUGCUUUCAUUUCUUUUUCCUUAGCAUUCUUCUAUUCUAUUGUUGGAAACUUACAUCAGCAACCUCCCUCUAAUUAUCUUAUACUUGCAUUACUACCUGGAUAUUCUAGUUUCCCUUUCGCCAUACCUCCUCCUGCAUUACCAAACUUUCCUCCAACCUGCUGUUCAAAUGGUCUGGAAGCUACUAAACUGGCUGUUAUUUCCUGACGUAAAACCUUUCAGUGAACUCCUCUUGUCUCAUUAGUGGUUCAUAUGUGGACCAGCUUCAUAGAAAUCCUUAAGCCCCUUGAAAUUAUAUGUAGGAUUGUUCCCUUUUUGUGUGUCUGUAAUUGGAUUCUAAAUUCAGACUUUAAAAAUCUGAUUUUUAAUAUUUGGAGUUUUUAUUGCAAGCUAAAAAUUUCUUGAAUACUACACAUACUAAAGAUCUUUUUUGCUUAUAAUAAUUUUGCCUUUCAUUUGACUAGUUGUCCAAGAAGUUUCAAGGAAAUCUGAGUUCUUGGAGAUUUCCACUAACUCUGCCCAUACCCCUCUAUAUUUUGUCUUCUUGAGAAGAAGACUUAGUAUUAAUAGACUCUUAUUAGUCUGGCAGAAAUAUUUCACAUGGUUUAUCUAUUGGAAGAAGGGGAUUUAUACUUAAAAGUUGGAAUAUCACAUGAAGAAUUCAGUAAAAACGUCUUUGAAAGUAAAUGAUGUAUUAUACUUAUUAAUAGAAUUGGACUAACGUCACUCCAAAUUUCUGUGUAUUAAAUUCUUAGUUUAGUAAACUGGAAAUAAAUUCCCUUUUUCAAAAUUAGAAUUUUCUGAGACAUUUAUGAGAUAGGGAAUACCUCUUUUGAUUAGCAUUAAUACUUGCUCUACACAAAGGGAGGGGAAAAGCUUUCUUAUUUACAUAUUGGUAUGAUCAUCUGCAUACAUUUAGUCUCCCACCUAUUUUAAGAUCAUUGGAACUGCAAAACAGAGACUGUGUAGGGUAGAUUAAAAUGGUUUUUUAAAAAGCCUUGAAGUAUGUCUUAUAGGUAGACUAGCAGUUUGGGGUUACUUUGUGUCUAUCUUGUUACACAUUUUAUCUCUAUCUUACUUAUUGCAUGUGCCUCAUUCAGAAUUAAAUAAGAAAUAUCACUAAGUUUUUCUGCCCAUUUGUUAGUUGGUGAUAGACUAACAGUAUACUUGAUGGGCUAAACAGAAUCAGAAUUUAUAAAUUGCUAUGGCAAAUUGAUAGUUAAGAGUGCUUCAGAUGAAAUAAUGACCAUUUAGCUGUCUGGUGUCCAUUGUUUGCAGAUUAACUUUGUCCAACUUCACUUCAUUCUGAUGAUGGAACCAAAAUACCUGCACAAACAGGAUUGUUUUGCCUUUCCAAUUAUGUUAUUAUAAUUCAUGCCUUCUCCUGGGAUGAUUGUAAUUGCUUUCUUAGUUUUGAAAUUAUGUGUUUUGGUUUAUUCAUAAAUGCAAGAGUAAGAGUCAUGCAAAAUAUUAAUCAUAUUAAGUAGGGUGGAGGAUAAUGUUUUUAGGUUGGAAACUUUUUUUUCUGUAGAUAAACGAGCUGUAUGUGAUGGAAAACUGACUUCUUGGGCCCAUUUUACUUAAAGCAAAUACAAUAGGUUUGGAAUUAUGUAUUUAAAAGCAUGGCAUUGGUCCACGUGACAUGUUGGGUGUCUUGUUUUCAUUUUACCAGACUCUGUUUUUAUUUAUGUUUUCAGUUUAUGAUCCUGUCCUUUGUUCAUAAGGUACUUAGAUGGUUUAAGAUGUAGACUUCUUAUAUGAAGAUGUUGCUGUUGUUUUUCCAAAGUAAUGGUGGUCAUCAGCCCAUUUUUCUAUUUAGUCUCAUGAAUAGAAUCAUGAGUAGAAUCUUUCUUAAAUUAUUACUUGUAAAUGGAUCACUUUCUUGUUUUCUUUUUCUUAAUUGGAGCUUUAAAUAAAUAUGGAACUUGGAACAAAAAGAUUUUCAGGAAUUUUAUGGAAACUAACUUUUUUGACCUAAAUCGAAAGGGAUGAAAGUUUCUGAAAACCUAACAAAAUGUGUGCACAGCCAAUUCUUUUAGGGGAGGAAAUAGGCAGGGAAUGUGUAAUUGGCUAUUUUAAAAACAUAUGCCUUCUUUUGUAACUUAUUGUUGUUUCAAGUUACAAGAUCUUUGAAGGCAAGUGUUUAUCUCAAAAUAUUUGAAAGCUUUUAUAGUGCUUAACAUACUAAGACGUCCUAUUAGGGUUUACUUAGAACAAGCUUAUCCAACUUGUGGGCCACAUGUGGCCCAGGAUGGCUUUGAAAGCGGCCUAACACAAAUUCAUAAGCUUUCUUAAAACAUUAUGUGAUUUUUUUUUUUAGCUUAUCAGCUAUCAUUAGUGUUAAUGCAUUUUAUGUGUGGCCCAAGACAAUUCUUUUUCUUCCAGUGUGGCCCAGGGAAACCAAAAGAUUAGACACCCCUGACUUAGAACUUUCCAUAGGUUAGGAGAAAGUUGUACUUUCUUGAUGUCUAUAACCUAGAAUUUCUGGUAAAGGAAUUGAUUGGAAAUGUUAUUAAAAGUUGAAAAUAAUUUGGAAAUUAAACAUUUUAGUGAUCAGUUCUUCCAUUGAGACUGUGUUGGUUCCUUUACUAGAUAUGUGCCAUCUUUUUAAAAACUUACUGUGUUGCUUCCUUUACUAGAAAAUUGCCAUCUUUUUGAGCCUUGUCUAUUGAGGAACCAAGAACACAGAAAAGGCAGUAAAAAGAAAAAAAAGGAUUGUUUGAAGAUUGAAUGUGCUGUGAUGAUAGCCUAGGAUUAUUGUUUUUCAAUUUUUGAUGAGCGGGAUCUUCAAUAUUCAUGUUAUUUUCUCCUUUGGUCUUAUAUGAUUGUUACCUUUAUGAAGCUUUAGUGAUUACAAAGCACUUUUUUUGUCCAUUUUUACCUGAGCUUUGUAAACUCUGAUUUGCAGGAUGGCUGGCUGUGGUGAAAUUGAUCAUUCAAUAAACAUGCUUCCUACAAACAGGAAAGCGAACGAGUCCUGUUCUAAUACUGCACCUUCUUUAACCGUCCCUGAAUGUGCCAUUUGUCUGCAAACAUGUGUUCAUCCAGUCAGUCUGCCCUGUAAGCACGUUUUCUGCUAUCUAUGUGUAAAAGGAGCUUCAUGGCUUGGAAAGCGGUGUGCUCUUUGUCGACAAGAAAUUCCCGAGGAUUUCCUUGACAAGCCAACCUUGUUGUCACCAGAAGAACUCAAGGCAGCAAGUAGAGGAAAUGGUGAAUAUGCAUGGUAUUAUGAAGGAAGAAAUGGGUGGUGGCAGUACGAUGAGCGCACUAGUAGAGAGCUGGAAGAUGCUUUUUCCAAAGGUAAAAAGAACACUGAAAUGUUAAUUGCUGGCUUUCUGUAUGUCGCUGAUCUUGAAAACAUGGUUCAAUAUAGGAGAAAUGAACAUGGACGUCGCAGGAAGAUUAAGCGAGAUAUAAUAGAUAUACCAAAGAAGGGAGUAGCUGGACUUAGGCUAGACUGUGAUGCUAAUACCGUAAACCUAGCAAGAGAGAGCUCUGCUGACGGAGCGGACAGUGUAUCAGCACAGAGUGGAGCUUCUGUUCAGCCCCUAGUGUCUUCUGUAAGGCCCCUAACAUCAGUAGAUGGUCAGUUAACAAGCCCUGCAACACCAUCCCCUGAUGCAAGCACUUCUCUGGAAGACUCUUUUGCUCAUUUACAACUCAGUGGAGACAACACAGCUGAAAGGAGUCAUAGGGGAGAAGGAGAAGAAGAUCAUGAAUCACCAUCUUCAGGCAGGGUACCAGCACCAGACACCUCCAUUGAAGAAACUGAAUCAGAUGCCAGUAGUGAUAGUGAGGAUGUAUCUGCAGUUGUUGCACAGCACUCCUUGACCCAACAGAGACUUUUGGUUUCUAAUGCAAACCAGACAGUACCCGAUCGAUCAGAUCGAUCGGGAACUGAUCGAUCAGUAGCAGGGGGUGGAACAGUGAGUGUCAGUGUCAGAUCUAGAAGGCCUGAUGGACAGUGCACAGUAACUGAAGUUUAAAUAAAAAUGUCUUCAGCUCCAUGCUCAAGGUUGAAAGGGUUACCUGUAAAUUUCUGCCCACAUAACAUUAUACUCAUCCCUAGUAGUGCAUUUUGGGAGUUGGGGUGGGAAGGGGUAUGGGAAGGAUAGACUCAUAAUUAAAAUGUCUAACAUGUCUCUGUUGAGAAAUUUAUUUAAUGUAAGGAACUUGGGUGUUAAUAGUUGAGAGCUGUUUAGUAAUAACCCAGUUUUCUUGAGGUCUGUUUACUUUAUACUUUUUAAAAACUUCUGUAGUUCUUUUGGCCAGUGUGUUUGUAUUAUCUGUGCAUUAAUGGUCCUCAUCUGACUCCUGCAUUGUGUCUUAUUUUUCUGCAUGGAUUGGCAUAAGACCAUUACUAAAAUUUGGCACCUGUGAGAUGUUUGAUAUUAUGAACAGGAAACAUAAUUUAAUGUAUGAAUAGAUGUGAAUUUGGGAUUUCAAAAUAGAUGAAUAACAACUAUUUUAUAGUAAAGUUAUUGAAAUGGAAAUGAAAACAGCCAGUAACUUAUGUUUCAGAAUGUUUGUAACACACUUCAUGGUGUUCCCAUAGGCUUUGCUGUCUAGUCUUAUAGUUUGAGGUUUUUUUGGUCUGCAUUUUUCUUUUUGAUUACAAAAUUUAUAAUUUAAUAAAUACUAGAGUUUAUCAAAAACAGUUUGUCUCUUGUUUGAGGGUGGAAAGGGUGUGGAAACAUUUUGACAUUUGUGACCAAAGGUCACUUAAAAAGUGGUGGUUUUAAUUGGUUGUUUUCAGCUUAAUCACCUGCUCAGAAAAGUUUGAUUUUUUUCUUAGAGAUUAUUUAAACAGAAUCUAUAGGCAGUGUGUAUAUAAUAAACAUGUAUGGAAAUAAAA
Homo sapiens (human) is the source of this 5398-nucleotide messenger RNA. It is a transcript of the gene RNF146, whose product is annotated as ring finger protein 146. The transcript has 6 exons. NCBI's taxonomy places the organism in Eukaryota, Metazoa, Chordata, Mammalia, Primates, Hominidae. Gene Ontology annotation, cellular component: nucleus; cytosol. Bases 3453 to 4529 code for a protein of 358 amino acids. Gene Ontology annotation, biological process: Wnt signaling pathway; protein ubiquitination. Gene Ontology annotation, molecular function: ubiquitin protein ligase activity; poly-ADP-D-ribose binding; zinc ion binding. The record is from RefSeq and is a predicted model, not a curated record.